CGUCGCUGUGUUGGGAGUGAUGCCGGGCGAAAGAAGCGGUGGCGUUAUUGUUUCUGAAAGAAAACCGGAGAGGGGAAAGAGUUAAUGUACAGCUAUUUUAUUUAAGCGGUUUUAUGUUUAUUUUUGUACUGAUUAAAAAAUACUAUGACAUUGUUAAAUUAAUUGUUUUUAUACUGCAUUUUAUAAUUUUCAAAGGGAAUAGCAUCCAGGCCUCAAGGAGCCGCCGCUGGUCGAUUUUAACAAUAACCCUGAGAAAGUCCCUUAAUCCUGGACGACUUUUACCGGGGUUCAACAGGAUUUUAAUUGUUCAGCGGUUGACUGUAAAUUACAGUACAGUCUGUGGUCCGAUGGGGCACUUUUUUAGUGUUUAGGAGUUUUGUUUGAAAUCUUUAAAGUGCAAUAUAUAAUUUACAUUUAAGCACGAUUGUUUUGGAAAACACAAUAAGAUGUCUAACGGAGCAGCAGGAAGCGGAGGUUUGACUUGGGUGACCCUCUUUGAUAAGAACAAUGCUGCCAGAAAGGAAGAAGCAAAUGCCAAGAACGAUGGUGCCAAGACUGAAGGCUCCAAGAAGGAGGGUUCAAAGAAGAUGUCAGUGGAGCGAGUUUAUCAGAAGAAAACCCAGCUGGAGCACAUCUUACUCCGUCCAGAUACUUACGUUGGUUCUGUUGAACCAGUAACCCAGCAAAUGUGGGUUUUUGAUGAAGAUGUUGGAAUGAAUUUAAGAGAAAUUACCUAUGUUCCGGGCAUGUACAAGAUCUUUGAUGAAAUUCUUGUAAAUGCAGCUGACAAUAAGCAGAGGGACAAAAACAUGUCCUGUAUUAAAAUAACAAUAGACCCAGAAUCAAACAUUAUCAGCAUUUGGAACAAUGGAAAAGGCAUUCCUGUUGUGGAACACAAAGAUGAGAAAAUGUAUGUACCUGCUUUGAUCUUUGGGCAUCUCUUAACAUCAAGCAACUAUGAUGAUGAUGAGAAAAAAGUUACAGGUGGAAGAAAUGGCUAUGGUGCAAAACUUUGUAAUAUUUUCAGCACCAAAUUUACAGUUGAAACCGCAUCCAAGGAAUACAAACAUAGUUUCAAACAGAUCUGGUUGAACAAUAUGACAAAAACCAGCGAGCCAAAAAUUAAAUACUUUGAUGGGGAUGAUUACACCUGCAUUACAUUCCAGCCAGACUUGCCAAAGUUUAAGAUGGAGAAACUGGAUAAAGAUACUGUAGCCAUCCUGACAAGGAGAGCUUAUGAUAUUGCUGGGUCUUGUAAAGGAGUCAAAGUCAUGUUCAAUGGAAAGAAACUGCCUGUCAAUGGAUUCCGCAGCUACGUAGAUCUGUACGUAAAAGACAAGCUGGAUGAGACCGGCGUUGCACUGAAGGUGGUAAAUGAGACUGUGAAUGACAGAUGGGAAGUGUGUCUCACAAUGAGUGAGAAAGGCUUUCAGCAAAUCAGCUUUGUAAAUAGCAUUGCCACCACAAAGGGUGGCAGACACGUUGAUUAUGUGGUUGAUCAGAUUGUUAGUAAGCUCAUUGAAGUCGUGAAAAAGAAGAACAAAGCAGGAGUUUCAGUCAAACCUUUUCAGGUGAAGAAUCACAUCUGGGUUUUUGUCAACGCACUGAUUGAAAACCCGACCUUUGAUUCCCAAACAAAGGAGAACAUGACUCUCCAAACCAAAAGCUUUGGGUCCAAGUGUCCACUUUCAGAGAAAUUCAUUAGAUCAGCAACUAAUUGUGGCAUUGUUGAAAGCAUCCUCAACUGGGUAAAAUUUAAGGCCCAAACACAACUGAACAAAAAAUGUUCUUCAGUGAAAUACAGCAAAAUUAAAGGUAUCCCAAAACUUGAUGAUGCCAAUGAUGCUGGGGGCAAGCAUUCCGCUGACUGCACACUCAUUCUGACUGAAGGAGAUUCAGCCAAAUCCUUAGCGGUGUCAGGUCUGGCUGUCAUUGGUCGGGAUCGGUAUGGAGUCUUUCCACUUAGGGGUAAAAUCCUAAAUGUUCGAGAAGCAUCUCACAAGCAGAUUAUGGAAAAUGCAGAAAUCAACAACAUUAUCAAAAUAGUUGGUCUGCAAUACAAGAAAAGCUAUGAUGAUCCAGAGUCUCUAAGAACACUCCGCUAUGGAAAGAUUAUGAUCAUGACUGAUCAGGAUCAAGAUGGCUCUCACAUCAAAGGCUUACUCAUCAACUUCUUCCAUCACAACUGGCCAUCUCUGCUUAGGCACAGCUUCUUGGAAGAGUUUAUCACUCCAAUUGUGAAGGCCACCAAAAAUAAACAACAAUUGGCAUUCUACAGCAUACCUGAGUUUGACGAAUGGAAGAAGCAGACAGAAAACUACAAAACAUGGCACAUCAAGUACUACAAAGGUCUGGGCACCAGCACUGGAAUAGAAGCAAAAGAGUAUUUUGCAGAUAUGGACAGGCACAGGAUCAUGUUUAAAUAUGCUGGUCCUGAAGAUGAUGCUGCCAUUACUCUGGCCUUCAGUAAAAAGAAAACAGAUGACAGAAAAGAGUGGCUCACAAACUUCAUGGAAGAUAGGCGACAACGGAGGAUGCAUGGCUUGCCAGAGCAAUAUCUUUAUGGAACGCAAACAAAGCACCUAACCUACAAUGACUUCAUUAACAAGGAACUGAUUCUGUUCUCAAACUCUGAUAACGAAAGGUCGAUUCCAUCUCUUGUCGAUGGUUUGAAACCUGGUCAAAGGAAAGUCUUAUUCACUUGCCUCAAAAGAAAUGACAAACGAGAAGUCAAAGUUGCUCAGCUUGCUGGGUCUGUCGCUGAAAUGUCAGCAUAUCAUCAUGGUGAGCAAGCUUUGAUGAUGACUAUUGUAAACUUGGCUCAGAACUUUGUUGGAAGCAACAAUGUGAACAUUCUGCAGCCCCUUGGUCAGUUUGGUACUAGGAUUAAUGGUGGCAAGGAUGCUGCCAGUCCUCGUUACAUCUUCACAUUGCUAAGUUCUUUGUCAAGAUUGCUGUUUCCAGCGGUGGAUUCUAAUUUGCUCAAGUUCCUUUAUGAUGAUAACCAAAAAGUUGAGCCAGAGUGGUACAUUCCUAUCAUCCCUAUGGUGCUAGUAAAUGGAGCAGAAGGUAUCGGCACAGGAUGGGCUUGCAAAAUUCCUAACUACGACCCCAGAGAGAUUGUGAACAACAUCAACCGAUUGCUUAGCAACCAGGAACCGUUACCAAUGCUUCCUAGUUACAAGAACUUUAAAGGGACUAUCCAUGAAUUGGGUCAAAACCAAUACAUGGUCAGUGGGGAAAUCAUUGUGGUGGACAAGAAUACAAUAGAGAUAACAGAACUUCCAUUUAGAACAUGGACACAGACAUACAAAGAAACAGUUCUUGAGCCAAUGUUUACUGGAACUGAGAAGACUCCAGCUUUAAUAAGUGACUACAAGGAGUAUCACACAGACACAACAGUCAAAUUUGUGGUACGAAUGACAGAGGAAAAACUAGCUCAAGCAGAAGCUGCGGGACUCCAUAAAGUUUUCAAACUCCAGUCGAGUCUAACGUGCAACUCCAUGGUGCUUUUUGACCAUAUGGGCUGUAUGAAGAAAUAUGAAACAGUGCUAGACAUUUUGAAGGAAUUCUUUGAAUUGAGGUUGCAUUACUAUAAGUUACGAAAAGACUGGCUCGUAGGAAUGCUGGGAGCAGAGUCUGCCAAACUUUCCAACCAGGCACGAUUUGUCCUAGAGAAGAUUGAGGGAAAAAUCUCCAUUGAAAAUAAAUCAAAGAGGGAUCUAAUUCGGAUGCUUGUUCAGAAGGGCUAUGAAUCCGAUCCUGUGGCGGCCUGGAAUAAAGCGCAAGAAAAGUUGCUGGAAGAUAAUGCAGAUAAUGAUGAUGAUACAAGCUCCAUUGACUCUGGCUCAACAUCUGGGCCUAAUUUUAAUUACAUCCUAAGUAUGCCUUUGUGGUGCCUCACGAAAGAGAAAGUACAGGAGCUCUUAAAACAGAGAGAUUCUAAGAAAAUGGAGCUUGAUGACCUUGAAAGAAAAACUCCAUCUGAUCUUUGGAAGGAAGACUUGGCAGCAUUUGUUGAAGAACUUGAUCGAGUGGAAGCCCAAGAAAAGGAGGACAUGAUGGCUGGAAAAGCUGCAAAGCUAGUAAAGGGGAAAGUAGGCAAACCGAAAGUAAAGAAAUUACAGCUGGAGGAGACGUUGCCUUCACCUUAUGGACGCAGAAUUGUGCCCCAGAUCACUCAAGCCAUGAAAGCAGACGCAUCCAGAAAGAUGACUAAAAAGAAAAAGGGAGAAGUAGACUCCAUGGCAGUGAAAAUUGAGUUUGAUGAAGAACUGGAUGAAAUGACAGAAGAAGGAAGUGGGCUAAACUCCAUCAAUACAUCAGUAAUAACACCAAGAAACACACCAGCAGUCAAAGUCAAGACUCCACGUGUAAAGAAAGAAAAAAAAGAACCAGGCACUCCUAGGGCAAGGAAAACUCCAACUGCCAAAGGAACCCCCAAGAAGACCAAGAAAAGAAACCCUUGGUCAGAUGAUGAAUCCAAAUCAGAAAGUGACUUGGAGGACAGGGAACCUGUUGUAAUUCCACGAGACACAAAAUCUCAAAGAUCCUCUGCUGCAAAGCCAAAAUAUACCUUUGAUUUCUCUGAAGAAGAGGACAAUGAUGAUGAUGAUGACGAUUAUAUAAGAACUGCACCUUCACCGGUUAGGAGUUACAAAGAUGAUGACUUUGUACCCUCAGAAAGUAGGGACCGAUAUGAGGAAGAUGACUUCCCUUCAGCUAAAUCAACAUCUCUAGCGGACCCAGCUUCUCCAGCAGAGAAAAACCAUGAACCAGCAAUUGUAUUUUCAACAACAUCUUUGAACUGUGACAAAAACAAUGACAGUGAUUCAUUGAAGUUUGACAGCGAUGAUGAAGGUAGUGCACAUGUAUUUUCAUCGCUUUCUAGCUCAACAACCUUUGAUAAAUUACCUGCUGCAAAGAAAGUAAAGAAACCUUCAGAUGGAUUGCCUAAACCUAAAAAAACUCCAAAGCCUAAGAAGUUUAAGACAACAGCCUGGGAAUCAGAUUUAGAGUUUGGAGUUCCAAAGAAAUCUGCAACUCCUAAAGGUAAAGGUCGAGGGAGGAAGAGAAAACCCCAGUCUGGCUCCGAGGAGGAAGAUGAAUACUCUCCUGCAAAAAAGACAGGGAAAGCUCCUACAAGCAGGAAAUCUAAGAAGGUUGUUUCAGAAGAUGACGAUUUUGACACAAACUUUGGCAGAUCAGAAACCUCUUCAAGAGAAAGGCCAGGUCGAGCCAAAAAAGAAGUGAAAUAUUUUGCAGAAUCAGAUGAUGAAGAUGCAUUUGAAAUGUUUGAUUAGGUGAUCCUGGCAACAAAACAUUUUCCAGCAACAUACAUGAUCUUAUAGAGCAUCUCCUCUUUUGUCUUGUCUUGCAGAAUUUUGUACAUUUUGCUCAUUUUUUGUGAUAACGUUCUCGGUGGUUUUUACUGGUGUGUAGAUGUUUUACACUUUUUAUUAUUAUACAGUUUAUUCUCUUCUGUUUGUUUUUUUUACUUAUCACUGAAAUGUCAUGUAUUUGUCUGAUUGGGUUUUAGAAGUUGUUUAGACACCUGUGCUAAUGCACAUUUUAAUUGUUAAGAGAAAUAAAAUGUAAACUGCUUUUUUGAAAUGAACUUGGAAGUAAACAUUAAGAACUGUAA
Polyodon spathula (Mississippi paddlefish) is the source of this 5644-nucleotide messenger RNA. RefSeq names its product DNA topoisomerase 2-beta-like. The record is from RefSeq and is a predicted model, not a curated record. Gene Ontology annotation, molecular function: DNA topoisomerase type II (double strand cut, ATP-hydrolyzing) activity; ATP binding; DNA binding. NCBI's taxonomy places the organism in Eukaryota, Metazoa, Chordata, Actinopteri, Acipenseriformes, Polyodontidae. The transcript has 36 exons. Gene Ontology annotation, biological process: sister chromatid segregation; DNA topological change; resolution of meiotic recombination intermediates. Gene Ontology annotation, cellular component: nucleus. The coding region runs from base 447 to 5303 and encodes 1618 amino acids.